CAGCGGAUGGUCCGUCACCGCGCGGUCAUCAGAAGCAUUAGUGCUAUGACCGGGGUAAGAAAUGGAACUGUCAGCAGCUGCUCUCCAGUUACUUUGUGUGAUUUUGGCGCUUUUGGCGAGGAGUUCGAUUUGGGCCUCCAGCCCGUUUCACGUGGAGGAACGGGACGCCAAGUUGAGAGUGCCCCAACUAAUCCAAAAAUAUGGCUACAAAAUGGAGGAACACCAAGUUCUAACCGAGGACGGUUACCUCCUGGGACUGUACCGAAUUCCGGGAAAAAGAAACUCAACAAUAUCCAAGAACCAUCCAGUGCUAAUGAUGCACUCGUGGUUUAGUAGCUGCGCGGAUUAUGUCCUAAUUGGUCCGGGAAACGCCCUCGGAUACCUGCUGGCCGAUCGAGGGUACGACGUUUGGUUGGGAAAUGCCCGUGGAAAUCGGUACUCGCGGAGGCAUCAAAAGCUUAAGGUGCGAUCGAAACAGUUUUGGGACUUUAGCAUUCACGAGAUUGGAUAUUACGAUGUGCCCGCGUUGAUCGAUUAUGUGCUGGAGAAGAGUGGAAAGAAAAAGUUGCACUAUGUUGGAUAUUCACAGGGCACCAUCGUCAGCCUGGUCGCCCUCUCGAGCCGUCCCGAGUACAACGAAAAGGUCAUCCAAGUGCAGCUGCUAUCCCCGGCCGCGUACGCCUACCGCUCCCUUAGCAUCGUCAUGAGACUCCUCGCCUACAUGGCCGAAUCCCUGGCCGGCGGCUACACCGCCUUUGGUUCCCACGAACUGCUACCCAACUGGCGCUACCAGUACGAAUUCUACCGGGCACUGUGCCCCGCUCCCCAGCAACUGCUCUGCCGGAUGUUGAUCUACGAGGUGGCCGGAGCGAAUCCGGACCAGCUGGACACGAAGAUGCUCCGCAUCUUCCUAGGUCACUUCCCGGCCGGUUCCGGCAUCAAGCAGUUCCUGCACUACGCCCAGUACAUCCGCGAGGGCAUCUUCCGGCAGUUUGACUACGGGGACGACCGGCUGAACUGGGCCGCGUACGGAAGCGCCACCGCUCCGCGGUACAACCUAACCCGGGUCUCGACGCCCGUGUGGACGUACUACGGGCUCAACGACAACGUGGUCAACUAUCGGAACGUGCGUCGGCUGGAGCGCGAACUGCCAAAUCUGGCCGGCAGCUACCAGGUUCCGGACGAACGGUUCACCCACGCCGAUUUCAUCCUGAGCAAGAACGUGAAGCGCGUGCUGUACCGGAAAGUCAUCCGGAACUUGGAGGCCGCGGAAAGAGGUUCCAAUUAGUGGGGGAGCAAUAAAUGUUUACAAACUGCCAA
This is a messenger RNA of Culex quinquefasciatus (southern house mosquito), 1320 nucleotides long. RefSeq names its product lipase 3-like. Bases 62 to 1288 code for a protein of 408 amino acids. Gene Ontology annotation, molecular function: hydrolase activity, acting on ester bonds. The record is from RefSeq and is a predicted model, not a curated record. Lineage: Eukaryota; Metazoa; Arthropoda; Insecta; Diptera; Culicidae. The transcript is spliced from 4 exons. Gene Ontology annotation, biological process: lipid metabolic process.